GUAAGAAUGAUUCCGUGUCAGUGUAUUUAGAUGAGUAGCAGACAUUGUCAUUUUUCCAGGCCUUCACCUGGACGGACUUCAAAUGCAAUUGGAAAACGAACGAGAAAAAGAAAAGAGCUGCCUGUCGCGUCCAAAAUCUGCUUUCGUAGACUGCCCGAAACUAGCGGAGAGUUUGGAGGGGGGCGGAGACACGACUGCCCCGCAUCCACGGGGAGCAAAGCUCAGCUCAGCUAAGCCGUCUCGGCGCCGAGCCGCCUCACUGUUGCUUGCUGCUGCUGCUCCCUGCCGGUCAGCGGGCCUCAAGUUGACGCCAACUCACGCUCACAAUCGACUUCUCGUUCGAUCCCGAUGGAUUUGGGUUAUUUACUCGCAGAAAGUGCUCGCUCAUCCCGGUAGGCGUGUUUUUGUCUUUCUCGCCGCUGAAUCGUCCGCGGGGAUGAUUGUGGAAAACAAGUGAGCCAGCCGCCUCGUCGAGUUCCAACUGGGAGCGACGAGCAGUAAACAACCCCGGGGUGUCGACCUCUGUACCCCCGUGAACCCUCCAUUGCGUCCCGGCGAGACAGCCUUGAGAAGUGGACCUUGCGUUUGGUUUUCUCCCUCAAACUCAUCGUCUCGCCAUGGAAUAAGUUGGGCGCAGAGAAACAAACGGCGCCGAUCGAAACCAUUUCGAGUGGACAUUACAAGCCCAGGAGGAACCAGCAUGAGGAACACCGAGGAGGCGGAGGGCUCGGACGGCGAGGCCUCCAACACCAUGAUCUCCGGGGCUAAUAGCCCCUACCAGCCCACCACCGAGCCAGUCCAGGCGAGGAGUGUUUGGGGCGGCAUUCGGUGCGAUGUGGACUACCUCCAGUCUUACUUUGGCAUUUUAAAAGCAAUCGAAGUGGUGCUGUCACUCAUUGCCUUCAUCUGCAUCGAAACCAUCAUGAUGUGUUCCCCGUGCAGCGGCGUCUACUUCUUCGAGUUUGUCAGCUGCACCGCCUUUGUGGUCACCGGUGCGCUUUUGGUCAUUUUCUCUCUCAGCCUGCACACCAAAGUGCCCCACAUCAACUGGAACCUCACGGAUUUGGCCAACACGGCAGCCAGCACCUUCCUCUUCUCCUUGUCAUCGCUCGUGCUCGUGUGCAUAAACCACAACAGCGGGGCUGAAAUAGCGGCAGUGAUCUUUGGCUUCCUGGCCGCAGGUGUGUACGCCCUCAACACUUUCCUGGCGCUACGGCGGUGGCGCCGCGGCAACGGGACUCAGAGGGCGCCUCAGAGCAGCGAGUACACGCGAGCGCGCACGGCCUCUCGUGGAGAAAUGGAAGCGCGGCCCGAACUGGCGUGAAUGGAAUCCCAUCCGAACGUUCCGCCGUUAAGAGGCUCACUGAAGGAAUGGAAAGAAAAGUCGUAUCCACGUGGCGACUCCGCCGCUGGGACCUCCGACCAGGCUGGCUUGAUGGCAAACUCUGAACGUUUCCAAACGUUGCGUCUCACUGUGAAGACCCAAGUUGAGCUGCCUGAGUGACUUUUGUUUGAUGAAGACGGAUCAGGAAGACAAUUUGCUUCUUUUCUCUACUGACUCCAGCUGUCGGCCGGACAAAACUGAUAGUGUGUAUUUAAUCGCUAAAAGGGUACUUGCGUCGAUUUAUUUCAUUUUUUCUUUUUCUUAACAAACUGCUUUUUUUUUUUUUUUAUCUGUGACGUUUAGCCACUAAAAAGUUUUGCUUCGUGCAAUCGAAUAGUCUGUUUCUUUUUUUUUUUUUUUUACAACUCGAACUAAUUCCGUGCAUUUAUACUUUGACAAAAGCGUGAAGGUUGUUCCCAGUUUGUGUCUUAAUCCAUUCAAUUAGUUUUGUCAACACUGUGAGUAAAUAGCACGAGGCAGAUUUUUUUUUUUUUUUUUUGUCUCCUUUUUGCACGUCAACCACUUUAUAAAGUGACGAUGACAUACAGUAGAUCUUGGUAAAUAUCACACACAAAAUAUAAGUCCGUGGCCUGUUAGGUGCAUUUGCAAGACAAUCUGGUGUGCUUUUGUCUACCAUAGAAGGUUGCCUUAGUUUUCUUGUCUUACUUGCUCUGCUGGCGCGUGGUCAUGUUUUGCAUUCUUUGAAAUAGUUUUCAGUAGUUUGGUUCACUUCAAAUAUUUCCUAGCUGCAUAGCAUUAGUUUAAUCUUUCCUCCAGGGUCAUUCUUUGAAUGCUUUGAGGUCAAAGUGACCAAGAGUGACUGGACUGUUGCCACGCCUACUUACUUGACCGCACGGGAAAGCCCCGCUUCAAAACAAUGCGAUGCUUACUGAAUAGCGCCACCUUUUGGUCUUUUUUUCGAAAAUGUAUUGUGUGUAUGAGAGGCUUUUGAAAUGAAAACACAACCGUGCCACUAUUUUUUUGUUGUUUUUCUGCAUAGCCCAUCCAUAUAUCACUCCUGCAGCCAGAACCACUUGACAUAUUUAUUAUGCAUUGCCUUUGUUAAUUCUGUCAUUAAACUAAUCAAAGCAAA
Syngnathus typhle (broad-nosed pipefish) is the source of this 2477-nucleotide messenger RNA. RefSeq names its product CKLF-like MARVEL transmembrane domain containing 4 (gene cmtm4). Lineage: Eukaryota; Metazoa; Chordata; Actinopteri; Syngnathiformes; Syngnathidae. The transcript is spliced from 4 exons. The record is from RefSeq and is a predicted model, not a curated record. Gene Ontology annotation, cellular component: membrane. The coding region runs from base 701 to 1324 and encodes 207 amino acids.